AGUUGAAACCACGAAGUUCGGUGACGAGCGAGUUGCAUAAAUUGCAACUGAAAUUUUUGUAUUUAUGUUCGAUAUUUCUGAUAAUGGAUGACGGGCAAAAUUUAAGUCACUUGUCAAACAGUUCGAUCGAAGAUGGUAGAAUAUCGAACGCAAGUGCGGAAAAUUCAAACCCGCCGGUUCCCGCAAUAAGUUCCACUGAUGUUAUGGAAAAUUGUGGUAGUACCAGUGCUAGUUCCAGUGCCCGACAAUCUCCAAAAGUGAUACCCUCUACGUCGUCUGCGCAGAUUUUUCUUCAUCCCCAUCAAAGAAACUCCAUUUCACCAUCUACACCCAAAAAAAUCAUCAGCAAGAAUUACAACAACACACUAUUCCCGACUUCGUUUCCUAGCAACCAGGCGGAAUUGCAACUGUUCAGGGUAAUGCAGAACGCGUCGUUGCUACUUUAUUACGAUACGCUGUUGGAAAUGGGAGGAGACGAUGUCCAGCAACUUUGUGACGCUGGUGAAGAAGAAUUUUUAGAAAUCAUGUCCCUAGUGGGAAUGGCUUCUAAACCACUGCACGUUAGACGAUUGCAGAAAUCAUUACAGGAGUGGGUGACGAAUCCAUUGAAGUUUAAGUUACCCUUAGUCCCGGGAGAGGAUUUCGAAAUAGAAUUGUCUAGCCCGAGAGUAACUAGUAACCACGUACUAUACUCAGCCGAUAGUGGCGAAAAUAUCUGUGCCUUACCUUCAGUAGCCAGUCCAGGGUUAAACGUGAAUAAUAAAAGGCCUUACUCACCCUUAGAUUUAGUCUGUCCUUCGAGCAGUUCGAGUCCUAGCAGCGGUCUAUCCACUUCGACGUCUUUAGCCGAAAGCCAAAUAAACAAACUAGCUGCAGCCGCCGAACGUUUGAGCAAACAAUUACCAAAUUUGGAACCGAAACCGCAAAAUACCAAAAAGAGAGUGUGCAAAGAACUGGAGCUCGUAAUGUCUAUGUUGGAAAACGAUCCCAGGAGGAUGGACGAGAUUCGAAGAUACGCCGCUAUUUACGGGCGUUUCGACUGCAAACGAAAACCUGAGAAACCAUUAACUCUGCACGAGUUAUCUGUAAACGAAGCAGCAGCUCAAAUUUGCCGUUUCGUGCCAGCCCUUUUAACCAGGAGGGACGAAUUGUUCCCACUCGCGCGGCAAGUAGUUAAAGAUUCGGGAUGUUAUUUUUCCAAAACACAGUUGUCUUCGGUUUAUUUGUGUCGGCAGAUGAGUUUGCCGAUAAGCCAAGAGAAAGAAUCGUACGACAGUUAUUUGUCGUCUAGUACGAGGACUUCCGUGGACGAUGAUAAUCCGAAUUCCGCUAAAAAGAUUAAAAUCGAACCGACUUCCGAUGGUGAAGACCAACGUCAGAGGAAGUUUGAUGAUUUUGUCACGAACGAUGAAGAAUCGAGAGAGUACUCACCUCAAAUAGUGGCAGCUAGUGGCGAUAAUAUCAUUGCCGUUACCAAUCCGGCACUGACGAUGUCACCAGCUAUUCUUCAGAUGCCAUCGAUUCCAUCAAGAGAUAUAUGCCAGACGGAAAAAGAUUAAUUAGGAGUUUACAAGAGUGUGAAUCGAGAAUAACUCUCCGUGUUGCUAUAAAAUAA
Molecule: messenger RNA, 1615 nt
Organism: Cylas formicarius (sweet potato weevil)
Lineage: Eukaryota; Metazoa; Arthropoda; Insecta; Coleoptera; Brentidae
Gene: nab
Product: NGFI-A-binding protein homolog
Exons: 5
Coding region: 84-1559 (491 amino acids)
Biological process (GO): negative regulation of DNA-templated transcription
Cellular component (GO): nucleus
Molecular function (GO): transcription coregulator activity; transcription factor binding
Source: RefSeq, a predicted model, not a curated record